This is a messenger RNA of Equus quagga, 2099 nucleotides long. It is a transcript of the gene NXPH1, whose product is annotated as neurexophilin 1. The coding region runs from base 259 to 1074 and encodes 271 amino acids. The transcript is spliced from 3 exons. Gene Ontology annotation, molecular function: signaling receptor binding. The record is from RefSeq and is a predicted model, not a curated record. Lineage: Eukaryota; Metazoa; Chordata; Mammalia; Perissodactyla; Equidae.
GCCGCGGGACCUGUCUGCACCCGAGCAUGGAGACGAAGCGCCAGGGAGGGCAUGUUCGGGGCGCCGGAGACACCAGGCCCUAGUAGCUCCUCCAUGGAGCCUGCCCAAAGCCAUCCCUGCUCGCCGGAUUCGCCUCCUGUCCUGUGCGGCUGCUGAGAGCGCUCCUUGUUCUGUAAAGUGGAUGUCAGGUGGAUCUAUGUUUUUGAAGGAACAAAGACUCAGCGAAGGCACCGCCGAGGAAGUUUGAGACGCGGGAGGAUGCAGGCUGCGUGCUGGUACGUGCUUCUCCUCCUGCAGCCCACCGUCUACUUGGUCACAUGUGCCAAUUUAACGAACGGUGGAAAGUCAGAACUUCUAAAAUCAGGAAGCAGCAAAUCCACACUAAAGCACAUAUGGACAGAAAGCAGCAAAGACUUAUCUAUCAGUCGACUCCUGUCACAGACUUUUCGUGGCAAAGAAAAUGAUACAGAUUUAGACCUGCGAUAUGACACUCCAGAACCUUAUUCUGAACAAGACCUCUGGGACUGGCUGAGGAACUCCACAGACCUUCAAGAGCCUCGGCCUAGGGCCAAGCGAAGGCCCAUUGUUAAGACGGGCAAGUUUAAGAAAAUGUUUGGAUGGGGUGAUUUUCAUUCCAACAUCAAAACAGUGAAGCUAAACCUGUUGAUAACUGGGAAAAUUGUAGAUCAUGGCAAUGGGACAUUUAGUGUUUAUUUCAGGCAUAAUUCCACUGGUCAAGGGAAUGUAUCUGUCAGCUUGGUGCCCCCUACGAAAAUAGUGGAAUUCGACUUGGCACAACAAACCGUGAUUGAUGCCAAAGAUUCCAAGUCCUUUAACUGUCGCAUUGAAUAUGAAAAGGUUGAUAAGGCUACCAAGAACACACUCUGCAACUAUGACCCUUCAAAAACCUGUUACCAGGAGCAGACCCAAAGUCAUGUAUCCUGGCUCUGCUCCAAGCCCUUUAAGGUGAUCUGUAUUUACAUUUCCUUUUAUAGUACAGAUUAUAAACUAGUACAGAAAGUGUGCCCUGACUACAACUACCACAGUGACACACCUUACUUCCCCUCGGGAUGAGGAUGAACAUGGGGAUGAGACUGAAGCCUGAGGAAUUAAAGGUCAUAUGACAGGACCGUUACCUCAAAGAAGAAGGUCACAUCUGUUGCCUGGAAUGUGUCUACGCUGCUGCUCUCGUCAACCGGCUGCAAAUACGCUAGUGGAAAACAAUCUGAUGUAAUUUCUGCCCAGUCAGCUUCAUCUCUCAGUAUAGUUGUAAAUCACCACAGAUUUUAAAGUCACACUUGAAGACAUGCUCUCACACGUAGAUGUACACAAACACACACUCCUACACAUUUCAGCUUGCAUCUGUCAUGAUUCCUGUCGAGAGGGCUUUCGUUGUCUGACUCAUAAUGGUUCAGGAUAAACUAUCAUCAAGCAAAAGGAUUAACUUGACAGUGAAUGGAAAUCUCUUUUAAAGUCUUGAGUACAUGCUAAUCAAUAAUCCCCACUCAUGCAUUUCCUACUGCUUGGAGUAGCUGUACUGGUAAAUACUACUGUAGGAGUAUAUGCUUGUUAAAAUGGAAAAAAUGUGUCUUUAGAGCUCAGUAUUCUUUAUUUUAUGAACACAACAAAGUGUAGUAACUUUUUUCCAGCAUACAGUAGGCACAUUCAAGGUGAUACAAGAUGGCUCUUUUUUUCUAUGGAGGGAGCCUGUUCUCAGUAAAGAUGAGCAAACAUUUGGAAUUUACACGUGGGCAGACAUCGGAUUACAGCUUUCAUCACGAAUCACUGGACUUGUGCAAAGUGAAGACCAGCCAAGGUUGCUUGAAACAGGUUCUGAUCAUUAUGUAAGAAGGGAAAUGCCUGACAGACACCAUGUAAGUUAUAAGUGUCUGUCUUAUCUUUACUACACAUAUUGUAACAAACUCAAUACCCUAGUCUUCAUUUGUAUGAAUGGUUUGUAUUGUACAUAGUUUAACCAAGUGUUAUUCAAGCUGCUUAUUAAUAUUAACUUGUACUUGUCUCUCUGCUUGUUAUUGGUUAAAAAAGAAAAAAAAGAUAUGAGGAAUCCAUUCUAUCAACGUAGCUGUGAACUCCAUAAA